Molecule: messenger RNA, 1131 nt
Organism: Loxodonta africana (African savanna elephant)
Lineage: Eukaryota; Metazoa; Chordata; Mammalia; Proboscidea; Elephantidae
Gene: NTSR2
Product: neurotensin receptor 2
Biological process (GO): neuropeptide signaling pathway
Cellular component (GO): plasma membrane
Molecular function (GO): G protein-coupled neurotensin receptor activity
Source: RefSeq, a predicted model, not a curated record
AUGGCAGAGGCUCCAGCACGCUGGGAGGCGGAGAUGCUGAACCUUCUGCACUGUGCUGAGGGUGGAGGGCCAGAUGGUAGAGCCACAGAGGCGGUCCCGUUCCUCCAUGGCCAGGGUAGUGCGAUGCUGACUGCUGUCCGUCUUUCUGCCCGACCGUUCUGCAGAGCCUGCAGUCUCCUCACCCAGCACCAGGGGAAGAAUGUCCUGGAGGGAGAUCCUUCCAGGGGUGUGUCUUCCCAGUUCUGGAGGUUCCUACCUAAGAGGACGCGCUCCCUAACCCGACAGCUCGCCGGGUCUCCGGAGCAUGCUGAGGCCGGACACCCGGCUGGGGUGGACACGCGCCUCUGGGGCAACGUGCUCUUCUCUUGCCUCUACUCCCUUACCUAUGCUCUCGGCUCUGAGGGCAAGGAGCUGUCCGUCCUUGUGGUGCUGAAGGCGCUGGCCGAACCCCAGGUCUCUGGCGCUAACGUGCUCAGCCUGGUGCUCUCCGCCCUGCGGCUGCUGCUGCCUCUACUGGUCAGCGCGCCCGUGGAGCUCCACAACUUCGUGUGGUUCCACCACCCACAGGUCUUCUGCGCCCGGGACUGCCGCGGCUACUACUUCGUGCGCGAGCUGUACGCCUAUGCCACACUCCUCAGCUUGGCCAGCCAGAGCGCCGAGCGCUGCCUGGCCGUGUGCCAGCCGCUGCGCGCCCACCGCCUGCUGACGCCACGCAGGCCCGGGAGUCUUCUCUUGCUUGUCUGGGCCGCCUCAUUCGGUCUGGCGGUCAUCAUUGGGCAGGAGCACGAGCUGGAGACAGUGAGCCGAGAGCUGGAGCCCGCCCCGCGCGUGUGCACGCUCCAAGUCUUCACCCAGGUCAAUGUACUGGUGCCAUCCGUGCUCCCCUUGGCUCUAACUGCUUUCCUGAACAGGGUCACCAUCAACCAGCUGGUGUCCCUUUGCUCCCAGAUGCCAUCUACUUCUGCCCCAGAUGACUCUGCCCCCAGCCACCUGGAGCUAAUGAGCGAGGAGGGUCUCUCUGGCUUCAGCACUUGGAGAAGGAUGCUUUCCCUGACGGGCCAGGCCACAGUGAGAUGCAAGGGAUCCAGCCAGAUCCAUGGCCUCUAGCACAGUGUUCAGGUUCUUAGUUAA